UUUGGGGCGAGGAGCGGUUGGCUGGUUGUUGAAUCGGGCAGCAGCUUGCUUGGUGUGCGAAGACUGUUCGUCUGCGUCGUUCGCAGCAGUCGCCCAGCGGAGAGUCUUUCUUUUUAUUUUUGUCCCCUUAUAAACCGUGUUCGUUCCUGGCCCUUCGGUUCCGCGAAACCAGUGCCGUCGUCGCCGUUGCAAAACUCGGGGCGAGUCCCCCCUCCCCUCCCCGCCUUUUCAAAAUGACCGAGCGCAGCGAAGAGCUCGACUCAUGGAUUACGAACUGGGAACGCCAGUGCAUCGAAGAGGUCGAGAGCAGUCCCGACUUGGAGUCACAGAUACAGAACGAGAAGGACACAUCGUCCCAAAAGCUCUGGCUCCUUUUCCAGAACUCGGCGACGUGCGUGGCUCAGUUGUAUAAAGAUCGCCAGCAUGGAGUUUCUUUAUGGGUGCCUUUCCAAAAUGCCGCAGCGAGUGUGACGAAUCUCUACAAAGAGUGCAUGGAGGCGGAGAAGCGGGUGAGCGAGCUGGGCUUCCAGUGCGGAUACCAGCGGCGCACCCGGGACCUGCUGGCCUGGGCCAAGAAGCGCAAGCGCCACAUCCGCCGGGAGGACCUGGUGGCCUUCCUGUGCGGCAAGGGCUCCGCCCACCAGGGAUCGGGCCACGCCCACCCGUACCACCACCACCACCACUGGGGCUCGCCCCGGCAGAGGCUGGCCCUGGAAGGGGUGGCACCCCUCAGGGGGCAGGCAUCAAGGCUCGGGGGCGGGCCCGUGGGGGCCGGGGCCCUCGGGGGCGGGGCCGGAGGAGGCGGUGCCAUGGGGGGUGCCCCGCCCAGUCCCGACGCGGAAGACGUGGACCUGGACACGUUUCGGGAGGCACUGGCUAUCUCGUCGGCACUGGGUUCCAGUCGAAGCCACAGUAGUGCAAUCGGCGGAGUGUCUCCCCCCGGCUACCGUUGUGGUGCCCCCACGGCGGCCAGCCUGAGCAACUUCAUCGCUGAGGAGUUUGCUCGCCACGUGGAGUCCCGCAAGCGGGGCGCUUCGGGAGGCACCUCCCCCGGAGACGUGGUCAUGGACUCGCCCACCCACAAGCGGCCGCGUCUUCUUUGAAGGCCAGGCCCGUCCCUCACCAUCCAAGGCCACGCGCCCGCGGUCAUCUGUCGUCUGCAAUGCGUCGCAGUCUCCGGGAACCUGGCAGCGUCGCGGUGCCCUCGAAUGGGGCGGGGGUCUCGUCAAGCAUUGUCAUUGGAGGUCACUGGCUUUUGCUGGCUGUUGUGAACGGCCGUCUGCAACUCUGAACGCUGUGCGCUGAAGUUUUGGAUGUCACCCACCGACUGCCGUCAUCUCCGAUCCUGGUUGCUUCUGUCUGCCGUCACCAGCAAUCCUGGUUGCAGUCUGCUGUUAACGGCAGUCUGCAACCCCAGUCGAUGUCUGCAGCUGUCUGCAAUCUUGGUUGUCGCCUGCUGCCUACGGUCAUCUGCAAACCUGGUGCUCAUCUGCUGUCUGCAGUGGUCUGUAUUCAUGGCGACCUUGCUCAUCUGUGAUGGUGAUUACACGCUACGGUCAUUGGCCACCCUGGUUACCGUCUACGAGUUUGGGGUUGCAGAACAUCAUCCCCUAGCCUGGUCAUCAAUCGUCACAUACAGUCACCUGGCGUCUCGGUUUUUGGGCAUCGGGGACCUCCCGCAGCCGGCCGUUGCGAUUGCUGCGGACAGUCCUGGUGGGGAGUGACCACCAGCGGCUGCCUUCAACAGUCUUCUGCUGUCAAGAUAUUGCCGACGAGCGCCCGACCUGUCGUCUGCUCUCACCCAAAUUCCAUAUAACUGGUGCCGGCCUGGUAGCAGAAGAGAGCUGGCCGAGCAGUGGACACUGUUACGUAUCUAUCUUGCAAGCAGCUGGGACACGCGACCAAACUAAAGUGGCCGUACCAUCGUCAUUUGAUGCCGAGAGAAAUGGGCGCAAUAAAGGCAGGUUUGCAGACCGCAGGUCUUGGUCUGACGCUAAGGUCGAGGUCGGACGACGCAGAAAGUGCCAUAUGCAGACGGCGGUCCCUCGCAAACUGCAAGUCCUCCCGGGAACGGGGAUCUUGCCGUCUUGGGUUUUGUCGGGCCUUCAACCAACGACAGCUUUUUGUGCCGCCGCUUUGUAAAGUGCCACAAAUGAUCUCGCUGCCACGUGCGUUUCUGAGCCAAGAGAGAGAGAGGCUGGGACUACAAGUACCAGAUGGAUGCUUGCAGACGAUAGACGCGACAGGCAUCCUCCAGCAGUAUUUCGUGCAUAUUGUAACAGAGAUGCUGUCGUUGACUGCCUCACGGAUCUCUCCCCUCCCCCUCACCGCCUCCCUUUUCCUCCCCCACCCCCCAAAAAUUUACGAAGUGAAAGACACCCGAAUUUUUUGUUCGGCAUAGCCGGACAGUAACUGUUGUUUUGCGUGUUUUUGAUUGCACCUCGCUCCUCGGCCUUUAUUACUAUUUUAUUUCGGACGCAUAGUCGCGGAGGAGCGAUUGUUUAUUACUGUUUUGUUCCACGAUUUUUUGACCCCACCACCGCCAGCAUUGAGGACUCUGUCUCGUUGUUUAUUGAUACCGAUUGUUUCCAUAUCCCGUACGCUUGUAAAUCCGUUUUUGUUUCUCCCGCGCAACCAAUCUUGAGUAGGCGUGGCUCGGGAUUCGUGUUUGCGGUUUUCCCCCCUCUGUACAUAGUUCUUAUUUUACUGUUUGCUCGUUUGUUCUUGCAACUCUCGCGCCACUGCAUUUUUUGAGGACGACACCGACUCUGGGAUGCAACAUGGAUGGCAGCUUCGACCUUCCGUUUACCCCGAGUUCCCAAGCAGCCGACAGCUUUGAAUGCAUUGUUUCGAAACCUUGUUUCGGUAAGGGAGCAGACCUGGGGUGCACCAGGGUCGCCCCAUUAUGCCCACUCGAACGAGGUGCUGGCUACCGACCGAUUGUUUUCUUCUGUGCUGCAUGUAGGAACAAACUUGUUUCAUAAAUCUUUUCCCCCAACUUUGCUAGGAGCCUUUUCUUUUUUUUUUCUUCUUUUCUUUUGCAGCCUUGCUGAAGAGUGCCUUAUCUGACGCACGCCCGCAGUCCGAUCACCUGCAGUUUGAUUUGUUGAUACUUAGUUUUCUUUUAGGUUCAGCUAAAACAAAUUGUGGCAGAUUUCACUUUUGCUAUUGACUGGCUUGGGCAGUACAUUUUAGCAUUCAGAUUUUGUCGCUGAAUGUAAACUAUUGCAAAGCAACAAAAUGUUACUAUUUGAAUUGGAGAGGGCUCUGGCCAAAAGAUUUGGAUGCUGUGAUUAUCGACCUUCAGGAAUCCGACUGUCCCGCACAAUGAACAUCUUGUUCCAUGCAGGAACUCUUGAGUACCAUGUUUUUAGUCAAAUCUCGUUCCUGCCUCAAAACUUAAUCAUCCUCUUAAUAUUUUCAAAAAUCCGGUAUUCGGAGCAGUUUUGACAUUGUGAAUCUCUUGUGGCUUGUGCAACAUUGUUUUGGUUGGCACCCGUUUCAGGCGCCAACAGUAUUCCAGCAAUUUCUCGUCGGCUUUGAGAUGAGGCUUAUCCGUGUAGAUUGUUUUGGAGGGAAAGUUUUCUUUUUAUUUAAAAAGCUGGAGUCAGUUUUGGCACGGAUAUAUUUUCUAGUUUUGGUCGCAAGGCUGGCGCAUCUGCUCAACGGACCAGGAGGAAGCUGCAGCAUUUUUUUUUGUCUGUUUGUUUACCCACUGUUUAUAGUUCCCCCUGUUCGUUUAUUUUUAUAUAAGUAAGUUUGACAGAGAAAUGACCCAUGUUCUUUUUUUGGAUCUGUCAUCUCGGCUUGUCUGUCAGCAGUGCUGCUUUGAGAGUUAUAAAGGACAUUACUUUGCUUUCA
Ixodes scapularis (black-legged tick) is the source of this 3861-nucleotide messenger RNA. RefSeq names its product UPF0472 protein C16orf72 homolog. The coding region runs from base 234 to 1103 and encodes 289 amino acids. NCBI's taxonomy places the organism in Eukaryota, Metazoa, Arthropoda, Arachnida, Ixodida, Ixodidae. The transcript has 4 exons. The record is from RefSeq and is a predicted model, not a curated record.